Hydra vulgaris (swiftwater hydra) is the source of this 915-nucleotide messenger RNA. Its product is annotated as piggyBac transposable element-derived protein 4-like. The record is from RefSeq and is a predicted model, not a curated record. NCBI's taxonomy places the organism in Eukaryota, Metazoa, Cnidaria, Hydrozoa, Anthoathecata, Hydridae.
AUGAACAACAUCUACUGUCCGAACGAAAAUAUUUCAAUCGAUGAAUCAAUGAUGUUUUGGAAGGGACGUCUUGUAUUCAGGCAAUAUGUUAAAAAUAAAAGACAUAAGUAUGGUAUCAAGUUCUAUGAGCUUUGCGAAUCGGAUGGUAUUGUGCUAAAAGUAAAAAUUUACUCUGGUGAGACAACUCUCGAUAAAAAUUUGUUGGGUCAAACUGGAGCUAUUGUUUUAGACUUAAUGGAAAAGUUUCUAGAAAAAGGUUAUCACCUGUACACCGAUAACUUCUACAAUUCUUUUGUACUAACAAAGCCCAUGAUAAGUCAAAACACAUACAUAUGUGGUACGUUAAGAACUGACCGAAAGUCAAAUCCAAAAGAAUGUACAAAAGCUAAACUGAAACGGGGUGACGUUAUAAGCAGAAGCAGAGAGGGUGUAGUGGUUGCGAAAAAUAAAAGAGACGUGCUAAUGAUUAGCAACUUGCAUUCGUUACAAAUGAUUGAAAUAACAAACAGGAGAAGAGAGAAGAAAAUGAAACCCAACAUUAUAAAAGAUUAUAAUCAAUAUAUAUGGUAUGAGAAAGUAGCACUUCAUCUCUUUGAUAUUUUUGUGCUUAACGCUUACUGCUUAAGCAGCAAACACGGAGUAGAUAAAACAACUUCUUUGCUUAAGUUUAGAGAAUUAUUUGUUACGGAUUUAUUGGGUGAUCGCUUAAAUGAAAUUGUUCCUCGAAUCACCUAUAAUAGUCUCCACUACAUGUCUUCGAUACCGCCGAAUGAAAAGAAAAAACUGCCUACAAAACCAUGUCGUGUUUGCUCUAAAAUAAAACGAAAAGAAACACGAUAUGAAUGUGCUGUUUGUGAAAAUAGACCUCCGUUAUGCGUUUGCGAAUGUUUCAGAAUGUAUCAUUCAAAAGAAUAG